Vombatus ursinus (common wombat) is the source of this 1273-nucleotide messenger RNA. It is a transcript of the gene NUDT16, whose product is annotated as nudix hydrolase 16. Gene Ontology annotation, cellular component: nucleus. The record is from RefSeq and is a predicted model, not a curated record. The coding region runs from base 133 to 714 and encodes 193 amino acids. NCBI's taxonomy places the organism in Eukaryota, Metazoa, Chordata, Mammalia, Diprotodontia, Vombatidae. Gene Ontology annotation, molecular function: snoRNA binding; phosphodiesterase decapping endonuclease activity. Gene Ontology annotation, biological process: sno(s)RNA catabolic process; mRNA catabolic process. The transcript has 3 exons.
GGCGGGGCCGCGUGGGGGCCUCGGGGAUUGGCUGAGCGCCCUGGGGCUGGAGUUGAGCCCCGGCCCCUGCUUCCCGCCCCUGCCCCCUGGCGUCCUGCGCCUGGACCCCAGGAGCCGUCGGGCAAUCGAGGCAUGGCUGGGGUGCAGCGGAUCAGCCUCUCCGAGGCCUUGGACUUGGGGCCCAGUUGGCGCCACGCGUGCCACGCGCUGCUCUACGCGCCAGACCCGGGUCGCCUGUUCGGCUGCAUCCCGCUGAGAUACGCGGUGCUGAUGCAGAUGCGCUUUGACGGGCGGCUCGGCUUUCCGGGCGGCUUCGUGGAUCCCCAGGACGGCAGUCUGGAGGCGGGCCUGAACCGGGAGCUGCUGGAGGAGCUGGGCGAGGGGGCGGCUGCCUUCAGCCUGGGCCCGGGAGACUACCGGAGCUCCCACGCCACGGCCUCCCCCCCGCCCCGCGUCGUGGCCCACUUCUACGUCAAGCAGCUGACGCUGGACCAGGUGCUGGCGCUGGAAGCAGGUGCCCACCGUGCCAAGGACCACGGGCUAGAGGUGCUGGGGCUCGUGCGAGUGCCUCUAUACACGCUUCGGGAUGGGGUCGGAGGACUCCCUGCGUUCCUGGAGAACUCCUUCAUAGGUGCUGCCCGAGACCAGCUGAUGGAAGCCCUGCAAGGCCUGGGGCUCCUGGAGCCUGGGCAGCUGCCCUCUGCUCGCCACUAGGGGGCCUCUGGAUGAAGGAGUGGGGCCCCCGAAGGGGUCGUCCUUGAGCAGUGCUGAUCGUGGGCAGGGGCGGGGGGGGGGGGGAAGAGAAGAGGUUCCCCUUUGUGGUUGAUGGUGUUGAUUACAGAUUUCCAGGAACACAAAACGUGUGGGGUUCAUUCUGUGCUCCCUCAUUGCCUUCCCAUCUUCCUUCCUCCUCACCUCCUACACGGCCCGAUCCCCUUCACAGUCAGAGGAACCGGGAAGCAAGCUCAUUCCGGUCCUUCUGUGCCUGAAUCUAGACUUCCUUCCCUUCUCGUCCCCAGUCUUGGGGUAGCUGUGAGGCUGAUUCUAACCCUCGUGGCCCAGGAUAGUGGUUGAGAUGGGGUUGGGGUCCUGGGGUGGGAGUGUUAGGGAGGAAUUCUCCAACUUAUUUAAAAGGCCCCAGCCACUUUGCUAGGGUCCUGUCUGGUGCCCACUGGCCAGCAGUCUUCUGUGCCCCCUCCUUCCCCCCCCCCCCACUUAGGAGGAGGGCCAGGGCCCCAACGGUUGUCAGAGGAGGCAGAAGAGCUCCUUCCGC